Messenger RNA from Rhodamnia argentea, 1630 nucleotides. Its product is annotated as proliferating cell nuclear antigen-like. Gene Ontology annotation, cellular component: PCNA complex. The transcript has 4 exons. Lineage: Eukaryota; Viridiplantae; Streptophyta; Magnoliopsida; Myrtales; Myrtaceae. The record is from RefSeq and is a predicted model, not a curated record. Gene Ontology annotation, molecular function: DNA polymerase processivity factor activity; DNA binding. The coding region runs from base 154 to 1251 and encodes 365 amino acids. Gene Ontology annotation, biological process: regulation of DNA replication; leading strand elongation; mismatch repair.
UGUCCCUCAUCUGGCGCCGGCGGGAAGUUACCCCACUCUUUCGCGGCAUUUUUCUGAGUUUAACUUCCUCUCUCUCUCUCUCUCUCUUCUCUCUCUCUGAAAAGUUUCUGGUAUUGAAGAUCGAUCGAUCUUCUGAUCAAAGUCUCCAAAGCCAUGCUCGAGCUCAGGCUAGUGCAAGGUGGUCUCCUGAAGAAGGUCCUCGAAUCGGUCAAGGACCUCGUCAACGAGGCCAACUUCGACUGCUCCGCGAUCGGUUUCUCGCUCCAGGCAAUGGACUCCAGCCACGUGGCCCUCGUCUCCCUCCUCCUCCGCUCCGAGGGCUUCGACCACUACCGCUGCGACCGCAGCGUCUCCAUGGGCAUGAACCUCGGCAACAUGGCCAGGAUGCUCAGGUGCGCCGGCAACGACGACAUCGUCACGCUCAAGGCCGACGACGGCGGCGACACCAUCACUUUCAUGUUCGAGAGCCCCAGCCAAGACAAGAUUGCAGAUUUCGAGAUGAAGCUGAUGGACAUUGACAGCGAACAUCUUGGGGUACCAGAUACAGAAUACCAAUCGAUUGUAAGGAUGCCGUCAGUUGAGUUUGCAAGGAUAUGUAGAGAUCUCAGCAGCAUCGGUGAUACUGUUGUAAUAUCUGUGACAAAAGAAGGCGUGAAGUUUUCCACUAGAGGUGAUAUUGGGACUGCCAAUCUGGUCUGCAGACAGAGCACGUCUGUGGACAAGCCAGAAGAUGCUACUAUCAUCGAAAUGAACGAGUCGGUUUCUCUGACCUUUGCACUGCGGUACAUGAACUCAUUCACCAAAGCGACACCGUUGGCUAAUCAAGUGACAAUCAGCUUGUCCUCUGACCUGCCAGGGGUUGUGGAAUACAAAAUCGCAGAGAUGGGUUACGUAAGGUUUUACUUGGCACCAAAACUUGAGGAAGAGGAGGAGAAUGAAACUUACGCUACUAACCGGCCGCCUCAAGCAGAGACCAAACCACUGGUGGAGCCCAAGACAAAAUUGGAAUCAAAGUCUGAGAUGGAGAUAGUGUCGGUUGAGGAAGUUGAUAAUGUAGAGACAGGGAAAGCCAAACCAAAGUUAGAGAUGGCGGUUGUGCCAGUUGAGGACAUCGAUUUUGUGGAGUCAAAGGUCGAGGGCGAACCCAAGUCAGAUGUAGCGAAUUCGUCUGUCGAGGAAAUUGAUGCUGAAGAAGUAAAGCCAAAAGUGGAGGACAAGGCUGAAGACGAAGUCAUGGAUGUCGAACGGUGACACUUGAGAUCUCGCUGCAUUGAACAUCUUCCAACUCCAACAACUUGACCGCAACACUUACUCUCCUCUCUUUUAGGAUGAAGUGAUUUUGCAUUGCAGGAUCAGAUUGUCGCCGGCAUAUGUAGUUACAUAAUUAGCCUGACUGUCGCAGACUAGCUGUAGAAAAGACAAACUUGUUCAGGCAGCACUCUUUAUCUCAACUGGUCAUGCACAUUCAUCCGUAUCCGCGGGUUAUUGAAACGCGGUUGUGACGAUCCUCACAAGUAAAACCGGCUGUCCAGAUUUCCCAAAACAAGUCAUUUAAGGGAACAUAAAUCGACAUCUUCGUAGGCAUACUUGGUUUGACUAAUAGGCCGUCUAAGAAUAUGAUUUGCUAAGC